GCCAUCAUUUCCUGCCUCCCCUCCUUACACCCCCCGCCUCCGCAACCACGACCGGCUGUCGGGGAAAGCAUGCCUCACCCGAUGCCUGCGGCGGCCUUCGCAGCGGCAGCUGGGCUAAGUCUGCCUAUUGUGGUACAGGGGGUGCUUUUGCGCAGACAGUGCCUUCCGGUCGUUGCCACAGCCUUGUGGUUAUUCUUUGCAAACGUCGUAUAUGGCGUGAACGCACUCGUUUGGGCUGGCUCGGAUGCGAUUCGCAUACCAGUAUGGUGCGACAUUGCAACCAAGUUUCUUGUAGGCUCCGCAUAUGCAAUCCCUGCGUGCUUGCUUUGCACUACGAUAAAACUGAAGCUCGCUGUGGCACCACGGGAUCUGCCUGAUGAGCGAACGGCUAAGGGACAGAGGAGCGCUUACCUUCUCGACCUCGCGCUCUGUGUAGGGGUGCCUGUCAUCUCUAUGAUCCUACACACCGUUGUCCAGGACCAUCGCUUCGAUAUCGUCGAGAACAUUGGCUGCCAGCCCGAGAUACCGGCUAUCUCAGCGAGCACCAUUUUCUUCUGGCUACCUGCAUUGCUACUUGCCCUACUGUCAUUUUUCUCGUGCUGUAUAAUGCUGCGCUACAUCUUCGGUCCUAAUCGCCUCCAGCUGCGCCACAACCUCGAGAUGUUCGAUUCCACCUCAACGAUAUCCGUAUUCUUCAGCCAGUUUAUGAUCGUGCUGUGCGUUGCGGCCCUCUGGACCGCGUACCUACUGGUUAUGAUAUACGAAGCUCUGUUGUUGACCUCGAAGCUGCCCGAUGGGUUGUCCCGCUCCGCAGACUGGUCACGCAUCGACUCGUACACAUGGGUCGAUUUCGAUAGCCUAUCGAGACGUGACCGAAACUUUUGCUGGUGGACGACCCCGGCCGCGGCGCUGGCGUUCACAUUCUGGUCCACGGUCUUUCCCGUGGUAGAGAAGGUCGACAGUUGGCUGUGCCGUGUAUUUCGAUGCAUCCGCACAGGGCUCCGCACACGGAGCUCUUCUAUUACGUUGAAGGAGAUGAACGCGAGCAAGCACAAGGGGAGUGGCAGCCAUGUCAUCAUCCGCAAAGACUCCGUUGUGACAGUUAUCUACGACGAUACCGGGACUUCCAAACAAGCGCACUCUCCGCGUUCUCCGCCUUGGUCACCUGCUAAACCCGCGUACGAACCGCGGCGGAGCAUCCCUUGGGAGACUGCUCGCCCUUUUAACGGCCCACCGGGCAGACGAUGCUCCGCCGGGACAGAAGAUGGUUCGCAAGAGAUUGUUAUCAGGGAGCUACCUAUCGCAGCAUCGCCACUAGAUAGGCAUGUGCCGCCACAGUCAACCUUCCCUCAUGCCUGGCAGGAGCCACCAGUCGUUGUACCUAGAUAUGCAGAAGAAUCCCCUGUUUGAUAGCGACGUGUCAUAUUCUUCUCUCUUGCGAUUUUACAGCGCCUUCCGCUGUCAUUGCAACUCCGUGCACGUUGCAGACACGCUCCUUCUGUACACUCUUUUGUUAUUCGCCACCGUCCUUUUGUUGCUCCCUUUUUUAUCAUUCUCUCUUAUCGUAUAUUGACUACGACUCUCCUCCCUGUCGCUGCUUGUACCAUAGAAUAACAUCGUCACUCCUUGCACUUGAUCUGUUAGAUGUCG
Messenger RNA from Phanerochaete carnosa HHB-10118-sp, 1650 nucleotides. RefSeq lists its product as uncharacterized. Gene Ontology annotation, cellular component: membrane. NCBI's taxonomy places the organism in Eukaryota, Fungi, Basidiomycota, Agaricomycetes, Polyporales, Phanerochaetaceae. The transcript has 5 exons. The coding region runs from base 70 to 1410 and encodes 446 amino acids. Gene Ontology annotation, biological process: G protein-coupled receptor signaling pathway. The record is from RefSeq and is a predicted model, not a curated record. Gene Ontology annotation, molecular function: mating-type factor pheromone receptor activity.